Salvelinus fontinalis (brook trout) is the source of this 5320-nucleotide messenger RNA. Its product is annotated as recombining binding protein suppressor of hairless-like. Gene Ontology annotation, molecular function: DNA-binding transcription activator activity, RNA polymerase II-specific; RNA polymerase II cis-regulatory region sequence-specific DNA binding. The record is from RefSeq and is a predicted model, not a curated record. Bases 34 to 1608 code for a protein of 524 amino acids. The transcript is spliced from 11 exons. Gene Ontology annotation, biological process: Notch signaling pathway; regulation of transcription by RNA polymerase II. Gene Ontology annotation, cellular component: nucleus; MAML1-RBP-Jkappa- ICN1 complex. Lineage: Eukaryota; Metazoa; Chordata; Actinopteri; Salmoniformes; Salmonidae.
UCUGUUAGUUCUGUUGUCCCAGCGGUGGUGGGAAUGGAUUUGGGAUCUCGCGAUAGUUGGGGCUUAGAGUUCCAGUCGAAAAUGGCGCCCGUUGUGACGGGGAAGUUUGGUGAGCGAGCUCCACCGCAGCGCCUAACACGAGAGGCUAUGAGAAACUACCUGAAGGAGAGGGGAGACCAGACCUUACUCAUACUACACGCUAAAGUCGCACAGAAGUCUUACGGCAAUGAGAAGAGGUUCUUCUGCCCCCCUCCCUGUAUCUAUCUGAUGGGCUGUGGCUGGAAGAAGAAGAGCGAGGAGAUGGAGAGAGAAGGUUGUUCAGAGCAGGAGGCUCAGCCCUGUGCCUUUAUAGGGAUAGGAAACAGUGACCAGGAGAUGCAGCAGCUCAACAUAGAGGGGAAGGACUUCUGCACAGCUAAGACUCUAUACAUCAGUGACAGUGACAAGAGGAAACACUUCAUGCUGUCAGUCAAGAUGUUCUAUGGUAACAGUACAGACAUCGGCGUCUUCCUUAGUAAGAGGAUCAAAGUUAUCUCUAAACCUUCCAAGAAGAAACAGUCUCUGAAGAACGCUGACCUGUGUAUAGCGUCAGGGACCAAGGUUGCGUUGUUUAACCGGUUGCGUUCUCAGACCGUCAGUACCCGUUAUCUACACGUGGAGGGAGGGAACUUCCAUGCCAGUUCACAACAGUGGGGAGCCUUCUACAUACACCUCUUGGAGGAGGAAGAGCCAGAAGGGGAGGAGUUUGCAGUGAGGGAUGGAUACAUCCACUACGGUCAGACUGUCAAACUGGUCUGUUCUGUCACUGGUAUGGCACUGCCUAGACUGGUGAUCCGUAAGGUGGACAAGCAGACAGCGUUGAUGGAUGCAGACGACCCCGUGUCUCAGCUCCAUAAGUGUUCCUUCUACCUGAAAGACACCGAGAGAAUGUACCUCUGUCUCUCCCAGGAGAGAAUCAUUCAGUUCCAGGCCACGCCCUGCCCCAAAGAGCCCAGUAAGGAGAUGAUAAACGAUGGAGCGUCCUGGACCAUCAUCAGUACCGACAAGGCAGAGUACACCUUCUACCAGGGGAUGGGUCCUGUACCCUGUCCUGUUACACCGGUUCCUGUGGUGGAGAGUCUGCAGUUGAAUGGUGGAGGUGAUGUGGCCAUGUUGGAGCUGACAGGACAGAACUUUGCUCCAGAUCUCAGAGUCUGGUUUGGAGAUAUAGAGGCUGACACUAUGUACAGGUGUGGAGAGAGCGUGCUCUGUGUGGUGCCUGACAUCUCUGCCUUCAGAGAGGGGUGGCGCUGGGUCCGUCAGCCCGUCCAGGUCCCCGUCACCUUGGUCCGCAACGACGGAGUCAUCUACUCCACCGCCCUCACCUUCACCUAUACCCCGGAACCAGGCCCUCGUCUUCACUGCAGCGCUGCCGGGGCCAUCCUCCAGACCCACAGUCACAGUAUCUCCUCUUUGUCCUCACCUUCCUCUUCCUCAGGGAGUCUGGGGAUGGGAGGUUCAGGGGGGUUGGUGGAAGGACAGGCGGACUACGGGAUUGGCCAAGGGGGAGGGUCAACCAAUAGCGUUGGGUUGUCGUCGGGUUCGUCGGUGAUGUCAGUUUCGUCAUAGCAGCGGGGAAGUAUGUGUGUGGGGGGGAGUGAGAGGCUCAUGGACCUGCUUUGGAACCACACACGCUCGCUCAAGGACUCUUUGGAAAGAGAGCGAAUGAGUUGAGGAGGGGAAGGGGAGAAGAGAGAUGAGGUUCUGAUGAAAGACAGACCUGCAUGGAGGGGAACCCCCCUCUCUGGUGCCCCCGUGUGGUCGUUUGUGGACAUGACACUGCAGCCUGGGUCAUUCAGUCUGGGAGACGUUUCACCUCAAGGAUGACAAUAACUAGGAGCCCUUUUUAAUACAUUUGUUGGAGAACAGCUUUUUUUUUUUUUAAAUCAACACUCUUUCUACAAAGUUUAGAUUAUUUUUUGACCACAACAAAGGUCUUGGUAAUGAUGGAGGUAUCACUCGUGUGCUGAGAAACUUCAUUAUUGUUUAUGGGGAAACAUUUAUUAUAGUUACAAUUUUUACGGACCAAGGAAUAAUAUUAUUAUUAUAGUAUUUUAUUCUUUAUGAUAUUUUAUAAGCUUUAGCCGAGGUACAUUUUCAAAUGUUUUUUCUAUAUUAUAACACUUUUUGUUACCAAAUAGUUUGUUUUUUAUUUGAGAGAUAACUGAGGAGAUUGAGUUACGUGAUUCAGGCUGCGUCUCAAAUCGUCUAAACUGGAUUCCUCCCUUAUUAGUGUGAAAGAGUGAAGCAACCUCUGGGUGCUUGUGCACGUCUUAAAGUCUAGAAAAGGUCAGGGUUGUAAGUUAUCUGAAUAGGGCGAGAGUUGAACAAGUGAAAGCAAACUCGCAGUAGGUUAUCUCUAUCUACCCCAUCUCUUUUCACCUUCUCUGUCCUGUCCAGAUUAAGGAGAGGAAAUUAGGCUCGGGGUAAAGGGAGGAAGGAAGCCAUUUUUAGACUGUUGAGAUGCACCCCAUAAUCUCAGCCAGUUUCUACAGCAACCUUAAAUCUUCCUGGCCAAUCGCCUUAAAUCGAUCAGUCUCUCACCAGACCUUUUAGAAGAAAAUAAAAAAGAUGUACUUUUUUUUAUUUUCCUUUCUAUGUUGUGUGUGUGUAUAAGGUUGUCGUUUUCUGAAACUGUCCUAAAAGAGUGUUUGGUCGACACUCGUUAAAGCCAAGGCCUGGGAAUGUCAAAUUAUGUCAUUGGUCUGUGUCUCAAAUGACACCCGGUUUCCUAAAUAGUGCACUACUUUUGACCAGGGCCCUCCUAUGGGGGGAUCCUAAAUAGUACACUACUUUUGACCAGGGUCCUCCUAAGGGGGGAUCCUAAAUAGGGAUUGGGGUGCCAUUUGAGAUGCAGGAGUUGUUUUUUUACACUACCGUUCGGGCUCAGUCCCAAAUCGGCUCCUAGCACCUUGCCGCCAGUAGACGUUUGUGUAAAUCUGAGAGGAUUGGACAAGAAUUAACAAUAUGUUAAUCACCCUUCUAGACUUGGGGUAAUUCAUGCCAUUUUGAUUACUUAGCGUAUACUAUCUAGGGGUCAUUUGCUUACCUAGUGCACAAUAUCUAGGGGUCAUUUGCUUACCUAGUGCACACUAUCUAGGUGCUAGGGAUUGGUUUGGGACUGGACCAGAAGUCUUUUUUUUUUAAACAAAGAGCUUUAAAAAAUGCCACUACUGCCUUUUAGCUUGUAACACUUCCAACCAGCUCCCCUUCUUAUCUAAUGAAGCCGUAGCAUCAAACACAAAUCACAUGCGUCGCUAAGCUAAUAGCCCACUACACUGUACAUUUAAUUAGCUAAAGCUUCAUUGGAAUUCAAUUGGCUAAGCUAAUGGCUAAUGCUACAAUGUAAUGAUAUGAGUGAAGCUAAGCUGAAGCUAAUGCUACUAUGUAGUUUUAUUAGUGAAGCUAAGCUACUAUGUAGUUUUAUUAGUGAAGCUAAGCUACAAUGUAAUUCUAGUAGUGAAGCUAAUGCUAAUAUGUAAUUAAUGUCACUUGGCUACAGCUAAACUGAAUUGAAAAUCACGUUGCCUUUAAAAAACCACUCCUUAGCAAGAGACUGUUUUCUGUCUCACCACCGUGUCUUCUCACAAAGUAGCCUUUUUUUUGUAGCUAAAGUGUUUCACACGUCACGUUUUAGGUCAGAUAGCUAGCCUACCAGUUGGGUGUUUUUUUUGUUCAUCAUGAGGGAAUCAUUUACUAUGUUCUGCACACAACUACAAUGUUUCCCACUGUAGAAAACGUUUAUUGAAAUGAUCGCCAAAAUGUGUGUCCCAAUAUCUUGGGGUCUGGUCGGUGGACCUGUCACCUGUUGCUACCUGUCAGUCAUUGGUGCUGUACUACAUUGAAAGGGAUGGUUGCUCUGUUACUAUGGGAACAGGUUGUUAUAACGCAUACUGUAAAGUAACUGGGUCUAACUGAUUGAUUUUGUUUGAGUUGUAACAGUUUAUUUUUAUUUUUGCAGGUAUUUGUCUUGGAUCAAUUCUCAUAGUGCUAUUGUUUUUUGGUGUUAUUCAUUGAUAAAAACCCUGUGAAAGUAAUUAGUUGGCCACCGGUUCUCAAAUACAGGUCACCAGUUUUUUUUGCUUUCUUGGAAGAAAUUCUCUUUGUUCUGCUCUGCUUUAAUUGUGGUGCCUUGCCCCUUUAACAAGUAAGAGGAACAAUAUGACUGUUCUCAAAUCUGUGGUCCCUAAUCAAACCCCCCUAACCCAGUAUAAGCUACACAACUACAAACUGGCCUGGGAUAAUUUCUUACAUGAUUUUUCCCCCUCCUUCAUAUUGCUGGUGUCCUCCUGGGUCGUAUUCACUAGGAAACUAAACGGAAUCAAACUCUGCAGGCAACUACCUGAACUUGUCUAAAUAAGAAACGCUUGUUUUCAUUUUUUCCCCCGUUGCAAAACAUUCUGCGUGAUUUGCACUAAUGAAUACGACCCUGGCCCAAUAAAACCUAUUUUCCUCCCUUCCCUGUUCCAGCUAAACCACUCGUAUUGCCUUAGCUUAGCCCAUGGAGUGAGCCGUCACUGGUUCUGGUGGGCCGUAGUGGGAAUGCAGGAUUCUGUUCUAGCUCUAUACCUAAUUUAAUCUAGCCUAAUCAUGGUCAACAAAUCAAUUCAAGACCAGGAGUAAUGGAUUAAUUUUCAGUUGUGUUAGAGCUGGGUCGGGACAAAAAAACCUGCACACGCAACUCUUAAGACUGAGAGUUGUUUACCUCAGCCUUAUCUAUAGUGUAGAUGAACCUAACGCAGAAAUAGCACCACCCUGUGGUUGUCUGGGUGUAUGACACUGAUCUGAUGCCUAAUUCAUACUAAAUGGAGGCUUAACCAGUCCAGUACAGCUCGGGGUUUGGCCCUGUAGUUGUGAAUCAAGUGUUUUGCUUUCCUGAGAACUGCAACGAUAACCAAUCCUCUGUUUAACAUGCCAAAUGAAUCAACGUUUCCCUUGUUUUAACUUAGUGUCUGCAAUCUGAACUGGGACCUUAUUCCAUAUAUAGGUCACUACCUACAGAGCCUGAUCAAACAUAUCACUAUGUAGGGAAAUAGGUUGCCAGUUCAGAUAAAGCCAGUGGUUUUCAUGCUUUUGGAUCUCUUGACAGGCAGCUUUUUUUUUAAACCACAUAAAGAAGGCUAAAUAAAAUGCAUUGAGUUUGUUUUUAAAAAAAAAUCUCUGAAUAAAAUAUCUGUAUGCCUUCAGCUCUCUUGGUUGAGAGGGUCACUCUCUAAAAGGCAGGUCUGACAGCAUUGGCAAAAGAAAAGGUCAAGAAAUAAAAGUUGAGAGUUGGCUUGUC